AUGGCGCCGCGAACCCUAGACGCAUCAAACGCUGCUAAGCCUGCAAAUCCCGCGGCAAGGCCUCCUGCAGGAGAGGGCUUGACGAGGUCGAAGCCCUGCCUCGAGAACUAUCCCUCCUGUGCUCUCUCCCUCCAUCUUUCUCUCUCCGCCUCUCUCCUUCCCCAUCUCCUCCCCCAUCCUCUUCCCUCUCCUGCAACUGUCUCAUUAACAACAACUCAGCAGCGCCUGCCUGCCUGCCUCCUCCUUUCCACUCGCUUCUCCCUCUCUCACCUCCCUCCCCCUUUCCCAUCCCCCUCUCCACCUCCACCCCCUCCACCCCCUCAUCUCCCUCCUCCUCCCAACCCAUCUCCUCCUCUCCCCCUCUCGACCUCCUCCCCACUCGCAGCUGCCGCAGCCGCCGCUGCCGGCGCCGCCUCUGCUGCUCUUUCUCAUCAUCCGCUCGAUACUGCCGGUACAUCCACAGACAAGCUCCUCCUGCCACGUGGGGUGGCUCUGGCAACAGGGGGGGCAGCGCCAGCGCGGGGAGAAGGAGGGGGAUGGGGAAAAACGACGGGCUUCAUAGGGGGAGAUUGGGGAGGAAGCUGCGAGGAGGAAGGGUCCUUUGGAGUGCCGGGGGUUCUUCCAGGUGUGCCCGGUGCAUUGGACACGCUUGGUGUUCUCUUCACCUUGCGGCUGCCGCCGCCGCCGCUGCUGCUGCUGUUGCUGCGGCUGUUGCUGCUUGUUAUGGCAGUGGCAGUGCGAGUGGCAGUGGUGGUGGCGGGGGUGGUGGUGGCGGGAAUGGUGGAAGAGGCGUCGUUGGUGGAAGAGGAAGAGGAUGAGGAGGACGAUGAUGAUGAUGAGGAGGAGGAGGAGGAGGAGGAGGAGGAGGAGGAGGAGGAGGAGGAGGAGGAGGAGGAGGAGGAGGAGGAGGAGGAGGAGGAGGAGGAGGAGGGGGAGGAGGAGGAGGAGGAGGAGGAGGAGGAGGAGGAGGAGGAGGAGGAGGAGGAGGAGGAGGAGGAGGAGGAGGUGGAAGAGGAGGAGGAGGAGGAGGUGGAAGAGGAGGAGGAGGAGGAGGAGGAGGAGGAGGAGGAGGAGGAGGAGGAGGAGGAGGAGGAGGAGGAGGAGGAGGAGGAGGAGGAGGAGAAGGGGGUGGAGGAGGAGGAGGAGGAGGAGGAGGAGGAGGAGGAGGAGGAGGAGGAGGAGGAGGAGGAGGAGGAGGAGGAGGAGGAGGUGGAAGAGGAGGAGGUGGAGGUGGAGGAGGAGGAGGAGGAGGUGGUGGAGGAGGAGGGGGAUGGGACAUAA
This is a messenger RNA of Closterium sp. NIES-65, 1281 nucleotides long. The record is from the annotation of a GenBank genome assembly. Lineage: Eukaryota; Viridiplantae; Streptophyta; Zygnematophyceae; Desmidiales; Closteriaceae.